AAGUUGUAGCUGCCAUGCUAACGAAAUUCGAAACGAAAUCAGCCAGAGUGAAAGGUAAGACAACGUACAACUAGGCUGCUAAGUUCCUUUCGAAUAUUUUGUGGCAUGCAUGCUUGCACAAAACUGUAACUUUUGAAAUGGUAGUAUUUUGUCUCACGAAUUUUUUUUGUAAGAUUUGUUUCACUCUGUUCACAUUUGAUCUUUUCGUUGCUUUAUUAGGUUCUUUACACAAGUAACUAUUCUCUUAAUUGGGACAGUUCUUUAUCAGCUUUUAUGGCUAGCCUGUUUCGACCUAAGCCAGAAAACGUUUUGAUUAUCCCUAAAGAGUUUUAUAUUCAAAUUUUUAACGUGAGCGAGUUUAAGGUUUUAUUUAAAAGCUAGCUCGAGCUGGAAAGCCAUACUUAUGAUUUUGCCAAGCUUCAAAUAUUGAAAUUGAGCUUUAGAAGUUUAAAAAUAUAAAAAAAAGCUCUCUAUGGACAGAGCGCGUGUUUACAGUUUUUGUUUUGUCUGUUAUGCACUUGUGAUUUUAACGACUUGCUUUGUCAUAUAAACAUGAAACGCAACCUGUUGUAGAAAAAAACAGCGUGAUUUAAUUUCUUGCAUUGAAGGGAACAUUUGUGGUGCUCAAGUUGACAUUUGAUGCAUCAGGUUACAUGUUAAGCUUCUUGGCGUAUAGCACACCGAUGACUAGCGUCCUUUGAAGAAAAAAUGAAAUGUGACUUCUUGCAUCGAGAAAAAUAGUUUUUUGGACCCAACAGUACAGGUCACACUUACUUCUCCUUUUCUGAUGACCACAAUUACCUUUUUUUUUUUCAAAAUUUCUAUUUCCUUCAUGUUAAGUAGCAUGCCGAUGACCACAAUUACCUUUUUUUUCAAAAUUUCUAGCGUUUUGAAAAAAAUGAAAAAAACUUUUCACAUGAAAAAAAGGGUACAGGUCAUUUCUUGCAUAGUGCAACAGGUACAUUUAUUCUCCAUGCAUUAAUCUCCGAUGGCCACAAUUACCUUUUUUUUCAAAAUUUCUACAAGUGCCAUACAUUUAUUUAAUGUAAUCUCCCAUUAUUUCACACAAGUAAGUUAAUGUGCGUAGAUUUGAAACAUUUAUGCAUAAUAAAUGUAUUGGGCUGUGCAGAAAUGUUAACCUAAACAAUUAUGGGCAUAACUUACUGGUCAAUUUCAGUUUGAGUCUGACAUUAGGUAUGUUCAAACUGUCAUGUAGCUCUUUUGCUGACAAGAAAACUACAGCUGUAUACUGGAUAGAGCUUCCAUUCACACAUAAGAAUGGUGAUUUCCAUAACAGAACAAACCUGCACUGUGCUGAUCUUGAAAGUGGAUUCAGGGUUUUCAAUAAGGUUUAAGUAGGUGGCAAAAGCUAAAUGGAGUAGGUGGAGAAGGAAAAACUUGCGCCAAAGGUGCGAGUUCCUAGGGGGGUCAGUGGGCAAGUUCUCCCGGUAAAGUUUUGAAAUCUGGGCCUCUUAGAAUUCAUUCCCAAUGGACAUGUCAUGAACUCUGCUUGACCUUGCUAUUCAUCGAGAGAAUGUGUGGAAAUUUACGUACGCGUUGUGCUGCGUUGGCACCCAGACCCCACAGUUUUGGGGAAAUUCAAGGUUGCUCAGCAGAGUGUUUGGCUUUGAUGAUUGAAUGAUGAAAGCUGCUCAGAAUUAAGGCAAGACUCUCAGGUUUUUCAAGAACAAAACUUUGCCAAUUCCAGGUUUGAGUUCUGUGGCAAAUGUUUCUUAUGUUAUUUGCAAAAACUGGAGUAAUUACCAAAGAAAAGUAGGUGGCAAGUUCUCUAGAAAUAGUCUGCGAAUUUCGCUGGCUGCUGGCUCUUAUUGAAAACCCCGUGGAUUGUCACAUACAAGAUAGGUUUCUUCACUCUUUGUUGUAGUGUGAAUAGAUAUUUGGACAAUAGCAGAAGUAGAUAAGUAAGAGCCCAAUGAGGUGACAGAAGAAAAUGUCUAGAAGACCAUAGCUUUUCUUUUUUUUUUUGGAAACAGCAAACAUAAGGCCUUUUGUAGUUGACAAGGCACAACUUUUCAGAGUUAUUACCAGUCCUAUUAACUAAAGUGUUAUUGUUGCUUUUUGCAUUUGUAGGCAUUGCCUUUCACCCAAAGAGGCCAUGGGUUCUAGCAAGUCUUCACAAUGGUGUUAUUCAGCUCUGGGAUUAUCGCAUGUGCACUUUGUUGGAGAGAUUUGAUGAACAUGAUGGUGAGCAUAUUGUAUACUGUUUUGGAUGAUUACAUUAAUAUUAUUAUUUAUCAUGGUAAUAGAACUGAAUAGAGUCCAAUUCGGUCUGUAAUCAUACAAGUGAUUAACAAAAUUGGAUGACUGUGCGGGAGUCAGAUUUGUUUUAUCACGAACAUGAUUACAGACCAAAUUGGACGACACAAAGUUCUGUUAUGUAUGUGUUAGUUUCAUAACUGCAAUAAAAUUUGUGAUAUCUUUACCUUUUUUAAAAUUAAAACAAAGGAUAUUCCAAGAUUUUGUUGGUAGAAGUAAAAAUAAAACCCAUUUAAGUGUGUGCUUGAAGCAUACUGUCCAAUUACAUAGGCAUGAAGCCUACUGGCCUAUUAUACUGUCCAAUUAGUGCUUAAAUCAGGACAGUUGAUGAAUUUUGUUAUAUUUAUGAUUGUUGUUAUUAUAUAAUAACUGAGAGAUUACUCGCAAGCUGAUUGCUUGAGAUGUACGUUCUGUGGGAGUAUGAAUAGACCACGGAAAUGACAUGAUGAUGGUCCAAUUUGUUUUUUUGCCUCUUGCAUGUGGUUUUCCAAGAAACUUGCUGGAAAGGGAUGUUAAAAACUGUCAGUGUUGUAAAAAAGUAGACAACAAUAAUUUUUGAUUUUCUACACUGUUGCAGACUGUUGACAUGAGGUCAAACGUUGCAGUGAAACCACUUGCCUGCAGCUUACAUAUAGGUCCACUUGUGUUUUGAACAUUUUGACAUCAUUGAGGGACCUUUUUAUUUCAGUCAGCAUGACUCUCACACCGUAAUAAAUUGCUACUUUUCCUACAAUGCAGGUCCUGUAAGAGGCAUUAAUUUCCACAACAAUCAGCCUCUCUUUGUUUCGGGAGGAGAUGAUUACAAAAUCAAGGUUUGAUACUUAUGUUUUAGCCUGAUCAUGCAUGUUAUCGUAGUCAAUGAACAAGUCUUCCAUUUCUCAGCGCCACUGUCAAGGUAGAGUUUGAAGUGCACAUUUGGUUUAGCAAAGGCCAAUGAUUAUAAGUAAUAGUAUUACUAAGUGAAAGGUGGCUGGUAAUAGAACAUUGCUUUGCAAGUAGCCCUGAGGCCCUUGGACAAAAAUUAUUUGACUAGGAUUAUCCCACAAGCUGCAAGGUCUUUUUUGAAAUUUGGAAUGAAAGGCUGUUAAAAGCAAGCACUCAAAAUGUAGAAUGGACCGUUACAUGUGUAUAUGUUACAGGUAAAAAUUAAUUUGAUUUCAGGUUAAAUUGUUGUAAUCUAGGUUGAUUCUCAAUCUCCUUUGUCUCUUAGGUGUAGGAGGCAAAGGAAUUGGGAAUCAACCUAAGUUAAAUCAAAUUUGACCUGUAACAUAUAUACAUGAACCCUGGACCAGUGUACUUGGUUUUGUGAAUGUAGUCAAAUAUGCAUAUUAAUUUUUGAACUUGAUUUUAAUCUUGCAGAUCUGGAACUACAAGCAGAAGAAAUGUCUGUUUACUCUUCUAGGUCAUCUUGAUUACAUCAGAACAACAUUCUUCCAUCACGUAAGAGAAUUUAAUAGUUCUGCCAGACUAUUAGUCUUUUUUUAUUUGACUGGGGAUGGGGUGUGGAUGGAAUCAGGAUAAGAUUCUUUGAGCCUUUGGUCAAAUUUUAUGACAUGUACCAUUACUUGAUGUCAUUGAAAACCCUGUCAAGGGUCAAGUCUCAUUAAAAUCCUGGUGAAAACAGUUGACGGUUUUUUACCUUGUCACGUUCUUUUGGGUUCAACAGUCAUUUGAAAUGCAUUUGAACUUCUCUUAAGCAAUCACCCAAAAUGUGAAGAUUUAGUGGUCUCUUCCAGGAGGAGGCCACUUACAUGUGCAGCUGUACUAGAAUUGAACCACAGGGUUCUCUUCCGAGAAGAGGUCCAGAAACAUCUAUUUUGUGGCAGAGAAUUUAUUGCUCAUCAUUUCUAAGUUGCGUAUCAGUCUACAGAAAGUGCUUCAUACACUCUGUAGCACAUAUACCAAAGAAAGACACUGUACCAUGGGAAAAGUGGUCCCCUAUAAGAGGUUAAAAACUGUGGAAAACUAUAAAACUGUCAGGGGAAAAUUUGGUGUUUUGGAUAGGUUGUCUCUUAUGUGGGAGGUGGUUGCUUAUGAGAGGUGGUCGGACAUGGAGGUUCAAAUGUAAUGCAAAUGAAAUAUCUUUGCAAUCAACUCUCUUAGAGACUGAUUCCUUUGGAACCAGCACUAAUUGUUCGUCUUAGAGAGGUGUCCAUCCUAAACUAAGUCAACUAAAAGGAGUAAAGAAAUUUACACUGUUAGGAAUUCUAGGUGUCCUUUUUUAAGGUGGUGUCCUUCUUACAGAGUUGUGGUUUUGAGAAAUUUGGCUGUAGAGUAACUGGUAUAGUGCAGUAUGCUUUAAUGUUCAGUAUGUUUAUAUGCCAAAUGUUUUAAAGGAAUACCCAUGGAUAAUCAGUGCGUCUGAUGAUCAAACUAUUCGCAUCUGGAACUGGCAGUCCCGAACAUGUAUAUGGUGAGAUUUGUACAUUAUGUGUAAUGAUCAGUUGUAUAAUUAUCUUGAGGAUGUGAGCUGGAAGGAAAACAAUGUUAUUCUAAGUGGUGCUUUUAACAUGCACAUUUUUGGGGUAUGGUGAGAUUUGUACAUUAUGUGUAAAAAUGUAUAAUUAUCUUGAUCAUGUGUGCUGAAGGGAAAGUAAUGUUAUUCUAACAGAUUCCUUUAACACUCACUCACAUUUUUGUUUUUAGUGUUAGUAGUUCUGUUAGUUUUAUUAAGGUACAUGUACAACAGUGACAGCAACAAGAAUGUCAAAAAUCAAUAGGUUUAGCAACCAAAACAACAACUUUGUACAUGCAGCAAACUUUUUUAUGCAUUUCUUUGUCAUCUUUUUAUGACAAUGACAUUAAAUACCCUCUUGAAGCAAUGUUUUACAGAGGAUGUAAACACAACACAGCAAAUUAAAUUUUUCCUUCUCAUUCUAAACUUGGAUUUGGUCUCCAACAAUUCAACUCCAAAAAAAUUCACCUACAUUUGACAGUCUUAAUGAUACUGGCAUUUCUGUUGCCUCUCAUUCAAACUUGGGUUCGGUCUCCAAGAAUUCAAUUCCGAAAAAAUUCACUUGCAUUUGACAUUUUAAGCAAGUCAAAAUAAUUGCAACAAAGUCUGAAAAAAGCAAAGUCUUAAUAAUAGUGGCAUUUCUGUUGCUGUCGCCAUCUUCGAUAGUGAAUCUCCUUAUUAACGAACUACAUGUAACUUAUUACUUGAGAAGAAAGGGUGAGUGCUGAUUUCAUACCAAGCUGCUUAACUGAGUUUUUUUGUUUCCUAAAUAGUGUUUUAACAGGCCACAAUCAUUAUGUGAUGUGUGCACAGUUUCAUCCAUCCGAGGACAUGGUGGUUUCUGCAUCUCUAGACCAGACAGUCAGAGUAUGGGAUAUUUCCGGUAAGCUGCCUCCCUAUGUUUAUGCAAAAAUGCAGUAGUCAUUUAUGCAUUGUCCUUUUGUAUAGCCCCUGUUAUUGUUGUAGUGGCGUAACUGUUGUACAUGUAUAACGAUAUGAGUCUGUGAUUAUUGAAGAUUUUGUUGUUUGACCAUUCUCGAUCUUAUGUACCUUUCCAUUGAUACAGUUACAUUGCAUUUUAGUAGUUCAUGUACUCUUAACAGGGCUUCUGAUAUUCUGCAAUGUUGCAAUUUCGCAUAAUAGACCUCAAAUUGCAACUUUUCAGAGAAUUCGUGAAAAACCGCAUAAUUCUUUAAAAAUUUACAAUUUGAGAAAACUAAAAUGAAAUAUUUGCUUUAACUUAAGGUUCUUCGCAAUAAAUUGAAAUGAUGUUUGAAGCAGGGCUACUGAUUUUGUUCAAUGGUGCAAUCACAUUGGAUCGCACAAUUUGAGGAAAAUAGUAUAAUUUGUAAAAAAAUGCUAAAUUUGAAUAAAGUAAACAAUAAAUUAUAACUUUAAUUAAAUAUUUUCCCAAUCUUAAUGUUAUUUAAAGUGAUUUAGCACUAAAGAAAGCCUUGUAAGACAUCUGAAACCUUCGAUCACGGUAUCUUUGGGCAGCCAUUUUGAUUUCAGAGACAAGCAGUGUGGUCAGCGGUGUAACGGUGUCACGUAAUAUUAAGCAACUGUCCUUUUUCUUUCUUUCUAUUUGUUUUCUUUUCCGGGUCAACAUAAUUGGACAAAUUUAUUUUUCCUUUACAUUCAAAUUGCCUGUUGAACAACAUUAAAGUGAUUUUUCUCCUUUGAAACCUGGUAAAACAAUGUUAAUUAGUCCUGAAAAAAACGCAUAAUUUAUCUCAUAAUAGUCCCGAAAGUGCCGCAUAAUUUCUGAUUUUUGAUCACACUCUAUCAGAAUGCCUGUCUUGUAUUAUUGUUACUGUAACAAAUGAAGCAAUGGAGUAUUUUCGUGUUUGUGCACUUUGUUUGAGUGAAAGUGCAGUAGAAACCUGGUGAUUUGAACUCUCAUAACUUGCACUCCCAGCUAACUUGAACUGACUCCCAAUUCCCUUGGAUUUCAACGUUCUUUUCAGUCAUUCUUACAUUGGUUAACUUGUACUUGAGCUCAAAUAAGUCAAGUUCCCUGUUACCUCAAGUUAAAUUUAGUUUCCCUAGAUUAAAUUUUAUCGAUUAUAACGUGAAGACUGGUUCUGGCAACUCACCACAUUUACCUUCCAAUUAACUGUUCUUGUUGUGUUAUCAGUAAAACAGUGAACCUAACACUACAGCAGUUUGAUUUUGAUUAGUUUGAUGAACAUAUGUAUUUGAAGUUUAAUGUUUUUUACCUCAACUCUUUAUUCUAGGUCUGAGGAAGAAAACUGUUGCCCCUGGAGCUGGUGGAUUGGAGGAGCACCUCAAAACACCAGGUCACACAGAUCUGUUUGGGCAGUCAGAUGCCAUUGUAAAGCAUGUUUUGGAGGUAAAGACAUGAUAGUUUGUAAGGGGGUUGCCUUUAAAAGUUUUAGGAUGGAGCUUAACAAGUUUUUUUCAACAUUAUUUCCGCAGGGCCAUGAUCGUGGUGUGAACUGGGUUGCGUUUCAUCCUACAAUGCCACUGAUCGUAUCUGGAGCUGAUGACAGACAGGUCAAGCUCUGGAGAAUGAAUGGUACUUAUCAUAACAGUCUUGACCUUUCUGUUUUGCAUUCUGGUACCCUUGUGUGUGAUAAUUAGGAUUCAUACACUUUGUGUUUCCCUCCAACAGCUGUCAUUAGCUUUUAGCCCACUACUGCAUAAAAAUCAGCCUCCUACAUGUACAUGUACUCGAAGUGUGAAAAUGAGUCAAACAUAACAAAUAUAGGAGGAUUUGUGGGAUAAAUGACUAGCUACUUUCCUCUGAGAGCCCAGCCACUUAAAACCUUAAUGACAGCUAUGAUCUCCUAUAAUAAUUCUCAGUGCAUCUCACAUGAAAAAUGGUGCUAUCCUGGUGUUGCAUAAUAAUAUUCUAGAGGUGUUAAGCAAACCCUAACUUUUUUUUUUACCAUCUAUUUCAGAUUCAAAAGCCUGGGAAGUCGACACAUGUCGCGGUCACUACAACAAUGUAUCAUGUGUUAUGUUCCACCCUAGACAGGAACUUAUUCUCAGUGAGUGUACACGUGGAUAUGUGGAUUAUUUAACCUCACCUGUUUUAAUGCUUAAAGCCUUUUCUCCUAACAACAUCAGAACAUAAGCAAGGGAAAAGGCCACCAGGAUUUAUAAAAUGCUCACCAAAGUGACAAUGCCUUGAUCCUCUAUCAAAUUCUCUCAACUAAUUUUUGAGGAAAAUGUAUAGAGAUCAUUCUGGAUAAUAUGUAAAUGAAUAUUGGGGCGUAGAGAGCUAAGUAACCCUUUCACAAGUGAUAGAAAGAACUGAAAGUUGGUUAGAAUUUAGUGCGAUAUGUACAGUUGUAUCAUAAUCGAGUGAAAUGAUUAUGCAAAGUUAUCUUGUUCAUUUUGAAAAGUUGUAGUUUUAUAGAGUUACUCUCUGUACGAUGUGCAUUAAUGUUUUUGGCUUUAUUCAGGUAACUCAGAAGACAAAAGCAUCAGAGUUUGGGACAUGUCAAAAAGGUAUAUGCAUUAAUUAGCCUGAGAUCAAGCAGCCGACAUUUCAUGAUGCCACCACUGUUUUCCCUGCGAAAUGACGUAUGAGGAAUGACUGGAAAUUUCAUACUGAUGACGUGGUCACUACCCAGACCCGGGUAGUGCUUCUGAUUGAUUGAAGCAAGUUUCCCUAGCAGCACAACCAAACAGAAGCUCUACCAUCCGCAUGGAAUUUCUGCAUUCAUUCCUCAGACAUUAUUUCGCAGGGAGCCAGUGUUAGCCUUGCAAAAUUAUGGCUGUUUUCUCAGGCUAAAUAGGUAUUAGUCAGGGUUUUCAUUAGGAAUUCUAGUAGCAGGAGAAAGGUGUAAUGCUACAGGAGAAUAUUUUGAAAGAGGCUCCAUGUCUGAAUAGAAAAUAGUCGCAGGCUACCAAAAGUUUGCCAGAGAAUUGUGCAGAGUAAACAAAGAACUCUCUGAUCUCUGAUUCAUAAUGAACACCCUGAUUAGUGCAGCAGUGGUUGAUGUCAAUAGUUGGUCAGGGAGACAUUUUUGAACCCAUCACAGAUACCUUUAUUGUCUCUGUGAAUUAGAAGUGGACAUGUAAAUGUGCAGCGCUGAAAUACUUAUGAGUUCAUUUUGUACUGUUGUGUAAAUUUUUCAUGUGUUUUCUUUUCAGAACUGGAGUCCAGACCUUUAGAAGAGAACAUGACAGGUUUUGGGUAGCUGCUGCUCACCCCACACUCAAUCUCUUUGCUGCUGGUAUGUUUAUGGCAUGACAGUCAAGCCAGGUCAAGCUCACCCCCCAAGAUUCCAUUAUCAACUUAAUAUUCAAAAAUUGAAUCCGUCGGUAGUUGUAGAUUUCAGAUUCAUGUCUGCAUUCCUGUUUGCGUAAUGAACAGUGAAUUCACGUACAGCAGUUAUAAAAUUUCCUCCAGCUCAGUUUUCUUGAAUUUGAUGUAAAUGUCUUCAAAGCAAUUUUGUCCAUUCAAAGAUUUGAUUGACGGAAUACAGAGAGGUUAUCAUAAAAAAAAUUCACUACUCAUUAUGCCUGCCAGAAUGUAGAUUUAAAGUUGAUACUGGUUGUAGCAAUUUCAAAUGGAUUCAUUUUUUCAAAUAGUUGUUUCAUUAAUGAAAUCUACGGCAGUACGCUUGAUCUAGAUUGACUGUAAGAGGUGCAGUGCUCCUUCUUUAAAAACAAUUUAAAUUUUUCUGUUGUUAAAUCCUUUUUAGGUCAUGACAGUGGAAUGAUUGUCUUCAAAUUAGAAAGAGAGCGACCAGCCUAUGCUGUGCAUGGAAACACUUUGUAUUACACCAAGGUGUGUUGAACAUAUUAGGGAGCUUUAGCAAUGACCAUUACGAUGGCAAGGAGAAUGGCAAAAAGCGAUAGGAUUAGACUGGCAAAACAACAACUCUGUAUGUGGGUCACCCUCAGAGCUGUCAUUUGGGGGCCAUAACCCAUAACACCUGUUAGGGCUCAACUCUCUUGAUGUUACGGGGGAUAAAAGUGGAAAGCUUAAGGUUGCACUAUAAAUUUUUAGGUAUUUAGGUAUUUUUAUUUAUUUGCCACACAAUUACAUUACUUAAAGAUGCCAAAAGAAAAAAAAAAAUGUAGGAAGAGAUGGCGAGGAGGCCUAAAAGAAACUAUAGAGCUUAUGUUAAUUAGGCCUCCUCAAUUACAAUUUUUCGAAGAUGGCAUAAAAAUUACGGCGACGGGUACAGUAUAAUAUCAGGUGAAAAAUUAAACUAAUCAAUAUUACGGAAGUUUACAUGUACAAAUGUUGAAUAUUAAAAGGCUUUUUCCCAAGAUUUUUGUUGAAGUAUACUAAUAAUUAUUACAAAUAAAUGCCUUAAGUGCUCUUUUAAAGGAGAAAGGUGAGGAAGCGUUGAUGAUGUUGGUGUUUAAGGUGUUGUAAAAUUUAGGUCCUUGAUAAAAAACGGAAAAUUGCUUGGUUCGAGUACGACAGAAAGGCAGACGAAAUUUACACGAGUUUCUUGUAUUAUACGAAUGAAUUUGACUUUGUAAGGUAAAUUUACAAUGAAAUUUUAAAGGUAGAGUAUGGUUUUGAUAGGAGUACAUGAAUAAGCCUAGUUGUAUUAAGUAUAUAUCAUGAAAUUUUAAGAUACCAAGAUUUUGAAAGAUUGGAUCAGUAUGUGCAUCGAAAGUGGUUUUAGCUAUAGUUCUGAUCACUCGUUUCUGUAAAAUCUCAAGACGAAUAAGGUUAGUUCUGUAAGUAGAGGCCCAAACUAAGUUGCAGUAAAAAAGGUAUGGAUAGACUAGAGAAAAAUAUAGUGUUCGUAAGGUUUUCGUGGAUAAAUAGAAUUUUUGCUAUCAAUGUUAUGGUUGAAUCUUCAUUUGCUACGGGUGCUUCAAAACUUAAUGAGAGCCCUGACCCUGAUUUCAUAUUUUUAUGAAGGAUGUACAUGGGAAAACUAUUUAAUCUUUCUUUUUGUUAACUUAGAAUUCAAAUCCAGAAAAAUCUGUGAACAUUGACAGAUUGAACAAGAUGGAAUGAGAAGUUUGAAUUCACUUUUUGUUUAACAUUUUCCCUGGGUAAAGAUCCCCAUGGACUGGAAAAUAACUCCAGAAAAGAGGCCACCUUUCACUUUUAGCAAUUCAAAGUGUUACCUCCUCUAACAUUUAUUCUGUUUAAAUGCUUUGCAGGACCGAUAUUUGAGGAUGUAUGAAUUUGGAACCUCAAAAGAUGUACCUGUCAUGCAGUUUAAGCGCAAUUCCUCCCGAACACCUGUGUACAGCAUGUCUUACAAUCCUGCAGAAAACUGUGUUCUCCUCUGCACGGUAUGUUGAACUUUAUGAGAUGAUGAUGUUGUACCUUUGUAAUUUAAUUUUUUGCUGGAUAUGUAGUUGUCUCUUUGAGGUGUCCUUAUACAAUAAACUUAUGUUUUGCAUACAAGGGAAAGUCAACUUAAAACCAAGGAUAAAUUUGACCAACUGGUACAUUGUUGUAAAAUGCCUCCUUUUAUUUUCACUAGAAUGCAAGUAAUCCAGAGAACUGUGUUUAUGAGCUGCAUGCUGUUCCAAAGGAAAUUGAUAGCAGCAACCCAGAAGGUAGGUUUUAAUUUAUACAGAAGUACAUGUACAUGUGAAAUACAGAACUAUAUGCUCUGGAUGGUUGCUUAAAAUCAGGGACUCCUAAGUCAUAUUGUGUUUGACUUGUUGUACUGCUUCUCUUUGUUUUAGUGUCAGAAGGCAAGAGAGCAUCUGGAUUGACGGCAGUAUGGGUGGCUCGCAAUAGAUUUGCAGUGUUGGACAGGACACACACAGUAAGGGUCUUUACUCUUAUGAUGGUAACUUGUUUCUUUAGGCUCAAUAUUGAAAAACCUUUUGUAACAAAGAUCCACUCCUGGGUCAGUUUGUCACUUGUGAUAAACUCUUCAGUAUUUACAAGGACUUAGCAAAUCCAUAGAACGCUCUGAAAAAUGAUACUCUUUGUUGUGUGGGUGGUCACCUUCCAAGGUAGAUGUUAUUGGUUUCCUGAUCCUGUAAGUGUUUCAGUUUUUCCAAGUGAAAUCUUGAUAUAGCUAAGGCUGUGUUUAUACUGGCAGACUGUUUUUUCUGCCUCCUGCUACAGCACUUUCUUUGAGCAAAUGCUGUUGUAUCCCAAGCGGGGUACAAAUACUCAAAUGUGUCAUGAUUGGAAUACAUGUACAUUUGAUUAUAGUCAAGGCCACUCGUGACCAAGAAUCAACCAGUGGCAGUCUCUGCUUAGUAGACUGAAAGUCUAGGAGUAUAACAAUCACUGUUGUUCAUUCUCAAACAUUACCUCUUUCUGAACAGAUAAUGGAACCAUAAGGUUUCAAUGGUAAUUUCCACAAAUUAGAAUUAAGGGAAAUUUUGUGAAAAGGUUAACUACUUUACAGCAGCAAAACAUUGUCAGUUUCAUUUGACUUGUCACAGAGUUAAGUAGCAAGAUGGUUGUUUUGCCUCUCCCUUUUAGCUGCUUAUCAAGAAUCUGAAGAAUGAAGUAACCAAAAAAGUUCAGACUCCUCCUUGUGAGAUGAUAUUCUAUGCUGGUACUGGAAGCCUUCUUUUAAGAGAUAGUGAUUCUGUUACCCUGUUUGAUGUGCAGCAGAAGAGGUGUGUAAAUUGUACAUAAAUUAUCACUUUAAACCCUUCACUUCUGUCAGUAAUAAUUACAUUUGAAAAAAUAUGAAACUACAGUUGGUCUUGGUGAUGCUCUUAGUCAGUUCUAUUGGUUGUAGUAAUAUUAUUUCUGUGCAUUUAAACACUGCGACUUUGAUAACAGUAAAAUACAAUUAAAUACAAAGAUGAUCAUCGCAGCUUUUAUUCCAGUAAAAAUACAUGUACAAUCUGCAGACCUUGAAGUAGUAACUUUGUCUUGUUUUGUUUUUCUUCUCUUAUCUUUACAGGUCCCUUGCGUCAGUGAAAGUGAACAAGGUGCGAUAUGUUGUGUGGUCUUCAGAUAUGUCUUAUGUCAGCUUGUUAGGAAAACAUGGUAAGUCCAAGUUAGAAAUUCAUUUGAUAGAUGUUGCCCUCUUAAAAGGCCACGGUGUCUGUAGGUUCUGUCUUAGGCAGCACAUGAUAGAUUCGUUUACUAUACUUUGCAUAAACAACAUUCGCUGCUUACUGGUAGUUUUUCAACAUGUAGAAAUCUCAAGGUUGAACAUGUUUAUGUUACUUUGCAGUUGUUGCCAUUUGUAAUCGAAAACUGGAGUGCUUAUGUACCAUCCAUGAGAACAUCCGUGUAAAGAGUGGAGCAUGGGAAGAAAAUGGAGUGUUUGUCUACACCACUAGCAACCAUAUCAAAUAUGCACUAACUAAUGGGUGAGCUUAAUUAUGUUGUUUCUGUUUGUGUCUGCUUUUAUUAUUAAGGUUGAUAAUACACCUCUGACUUUUAUCUCAACAUGGGCUGGUGAACCCAUUGUUUGUUUAAAUCUGCAAUUUUGUUAUUCCAGCCUGCUAUAGAGAGAAGUGUGAUGUCAUGUUACCAUGGUAGCAAAAUUUCUGGAUCUCAACAAUUUUUCUCAACAGAGAUGGCCAUUUGUAUUGGCAAACAAUGGAAGGAAAGUAGAGGCUAUUGUGCACAGAAAAUUCAUGCUUGUCGAUGUUUUAGUUUUUUCUGCCAAAUUUGGCGGACAAAAGUUUGUUGAGAUCAAGAAAUUUUGCUGCCAUAGCAACGUGGCAUAAUGACUUUUCCUCUCUAUUAUUUUUAAUUGGAAAAAGGGUUUUUGUUUCUUUUUAUUGGCCCUAGAUAAAUAUAUACCUGUGCUUAUUAUACUGCAAAUAAAGUAUAUGAGUCGUAUUUGCAACUUCCUCUUUUAGACCUGGAGUUUAUUUAGAGUACGACAUUAAUGCUGUGAGAAACCUUUUGCUUUGAAAUCCAGUCACAGUUCAGAUCUGCCACUCAUUGCUUCUCUCAUCUCUCACUUUUUGUCCUCAGUGGCAGGAAGUGAUAAGCGGUGCCUGUAUUUGCAGGUUAUAAUUAUAUUCAUGUGCAGUGUUAGUUUAUCAAUGCAAAACUGCUCAGGUGUUAGAAAAUUACUUUUUGCCAUUGCCUGCCAAUAGAAUUGAUAAAUCCUUUUUUUACAAGCAACCUCCAUGCUUUAAAGAAGUGUUACAAAUAGGUUUGAUGUUGACCCUCUGUAGUUAAUGUGUACAUGAUGUGUGGUAUUUUUGUAGUGAUCAUGGAAUUAUUCGUACUCUUGACCUUCCCAUCUACAUUACGAGAGUCAAGGUAAGAUUGCUUUUCAGAAAAUGUCAUAGGUGCGGCUCCCACUAUACUUGGUUCAGGGGAGUUUUAGCUUUGAUGACGGCAGCGAAAACGAAAACGUCACUCAAAAAAUGAAUUUGCGCUGCUUCAAACUCCUUCACUCUUAUUCCAUCUCACUCAAUGUCUCUGAUGUUGGCAAAUUUUCCUGGAGUUGAAUUCCAAAAGACUAUAUCUAAGUUCAGAAAAAAAAAUCAAAUCGUUUUGUUGUCUUCACGUCUUUCGUAAGACAUGAAAUUAGGAUGUUUCAUGUCAUAAUCUUGCAACAAUGGCAAAGAAAUGUACAAAAAAGUGUGAUGUACAUGCAGACUUGUUGUCUUGCCAAUCUUUACCUAUUGCUUUCUUGCUAUUGUUGUUGCCGUUGCUGUAGUAGUUGCUAAGGCUCCCUACUAACCCUUGACCAUGCGAGUUACCAGCGUUUCCAGUUUGACUUUGAUAAGCUGGUUCAAGUUUCUUGGCUCGCUAGAUAAACUGAAGUCUAUUACUCACCUGGUUUGUCUUGUUUUAACAUGCUGGGUCUUCUGACUUCAACAUGAACCUUGCAUCGUUACUGAAAGAAAAGAAUUACACUGUCUUUUUGUCUGUGAAGUUUAUUAUAUUUUCUGUUUUGUGUAUCUUGACUUGCUUUCAUGGACAUCGUCUGAGAGUUGUUUGUCCAAAGUGAAAGAUUUGUAACAACCUUUUUGAUGCAGUUUUCUUGUAUCAAAGACAAAGUGGUUGUUAUAUUCUGUCUCAUGAUGUAGUCUCUUUAGAUUUAGAAAGCAGCGUUUCAACUGCUUACUGUUAGUCUUCUUUUUUAUGUCCCAUAUUCUUAGCUUCAGCUGUCAUGCAAAGACUAUUCCUUUUUAAGCUAAAAAUACAUUAUUUAAGUUAUUUAGGAGUUUAAAGUAAAAAGUGAUAUUCAUCAGUGUAGAGAAGCAUGACAAACUGUAACCCCAAUUAAUUUCUGUCUUUUACUUCUGCAGGGAAGUAGUGUUUACUGUCUUGACCGUGAGUGUAAAACCAGAGUUCUAGGAAUAGAUCCCACAGAGUUCAAAUUCAAACUGGCUCUGAUUAAUCGCAAGUAUGAUGAGGUAAGUGUGUGACUGAAGUUUGAUAAUAUUUUUUUAGGGAAAUAGUGACUUAUCUUGUUGAUGCAUUCUGUAAAUUUAGUGAAUUAAGUGUGUGUAUUGUCUUCUUUAGGUCCUGCACAUGGUGAGAAAUGCAAAGCUUGUUGGACAAUCUAUCAUCUCUUACCUGCAGAAAAAAGGCUAUCCAGAAGUAAGUGGUUUUCUCUCAUUUUUUUGCCCAUUACUCUACACUCAAACUUCCUAAAUAUGGACAGCAAAUGGACAAAGUCAAUUGUUCACACUACAGAUAUGUCCUUAUCAAAGUUUGUAAUGCACAGAACUCUCUUUAAGAGAGAGGAGUCUGUAUUAUGGAGUUGUCCAGGAGGAGGCGCUUGACUGUUUUCAUCAUUUUGAUCUGUCAUUUCUGAUUCACAUUCAGCUGCAUUUUUAUGGUUUUGUUAAUUCUCUAGCUAAGGUUUCUUUAGUAACUGCUUUAAUUUGCAGCUAGUAAUGCCAGUGUUAUUAUCAUAGAAGGUUACCUGUCCUCUAAUUACAAUAUUUGUUGUUUGUAAUAUAUCAGCGUGCAAAGAAAGUAGUGUCCGAUAGCCAGGGGCUAGUGGAUUUUGCUAUCGGGCUAGUGAAUUCUGUUAUUAACUUUCCUGACGGGCAAGUGAAUUCUUUUGCGGAAUUCAAAUUACAGAAGAACUGUGAAAUCAAUCUGCUCAUCAAAACGUUUUUGGGGCUAGUUGAAAUGAUGUUUGGGUUAGUAAAUGUUAGCUUCAGCUUGCCCGAGUGGCAAGCUGUAAAAGUGACUUUCUUUGCACCCUGUAUAUGUUUGCCGUAAUUUUAGUAUUUUAUUAAUUUACACACUGAUUGUUGUUACUCAUUUACUGUAUCUUCAUCAGUUCUUUUGGAAUUAAAUUGUCAUAGCUGUGCAUGUAUAGCCAUCAUGAGUUGUACUUGAGGAAGCCGUAUGUUAUAAGCCUUGUGGUUUCUAUUUAAGGUUUCCUCCCCACUAUAUUCUAUAGUGUAUUUUUCUUUCUCUUUUUUUUUACAUUUUGGAUGGCAAAAAUAAAUAGAUAAAAAUAAAUAAAUAAAUUGUUUUACUCUUCAAGGUUGCUCUACAUUUUGUGAAAGAUGAGAAAACUAGGUUUGGAUUGGCCCUGGAAUGUGGUAACAUUGAGGUAAGUACCUGGGCUUUUACUGUCUACCACUUAGUCUCCAGUAUUAAAAUACAUGUAUGAAUUUAUGUUUAUUGCUUUUGUACAUUUUGUCUUAGCAAAAAUAAAUAAAAUAUAUGAUGCUAAUCCCUGCUGGAAGGUGAGCCAAAGGGACAGCUGUGUAGGACACCACUGUUCAAGUUACAUAGAUUUAAUAAAGUGUAACUAUACAUCUAUGUUUUUUUGGCAGGUUGCUUUGGAAGCAGCUCGGAGUCUUGAUGAUAAGGCUUGUUGGGAGAGACUAGGAGCUGCUGCUCUGACACAAGGAAACCAUCAGGUACAGAACUGGUAAACUCUAGUACACUCUUGUGCAACAAAUAAAAAUUAUAUUAUAGUUCCAUAGUUGUUCUAUUCCUAUUCCUAUUCCCAUUUCUAUUCUGGGAUUAUCCUCCAGGAUUGUCCCAUUGUCCCAUGGUAUGUUGCCUGCAAAAAAAGUGUGGCAAAAUGUGUGAACAAUUCGUAACAAGUUUAUUUUGGUUUCAUGCUUUAAUUGAUUGAGCAGUAUGAUAAGGGAAGGUCCAUUAGAAAAAUGAAGGGGGUGGGGGAGAUUCUGCUUUGCAAGUAAAUUCUUUUGUUUCAUCGUGUGUGUAUUUUUCCCUUGCUUGCAUGUACGUUUUUCUGCAUGUUCCAGCUGUAUGUAUUUUUUAAAAUUCAUGUGAAUUUUUCUUGGGUGGAUUUUUUUCCCACCCCAGUCCUUCGCUUUCUGUCCCUAAGUUGUUAUGAAAUAUUAACUGCUAUGGUGCAUCAUUUCAUUCAAGUAACAUGUUCUUUUAAUUUGUUGUUUAACAGGUUGUAGAAAUGGCUUACCAAAGGACAAAGAACUUUGACAAGUUGUCUUUCCUCUACCUGAUAACUGGAAACCUUGAAAAACUCAGCAAGAUGACUAAGAUUGGUAAGGAUCAUUUUUUAUUGUUUCGAACUGCAUGUGGUUCUGUAACACUGGACAUCUCCAAACUCCCCACCCCACUCCACCCCACCACCCAAAAAGGAAAGAACGUGACAAUUGCCAAAGGCCCAAGAUAACAAGCAAUGCAUGGACUCACAGUGUAUGAUUAUGCUACUGAUUUUGAAAAUGUCUCCAUUACUAUGAAAAGAUAUUACCAAAUAAUUUAUGAAGGUAUAAAGACAACUUUGCAGGGAAGUUGUUGCAAAAUGUAGACAACAAUUUUUGCCAACUCCAAAAAUGACAUAGCAUUCUUCUCUUGAGCAAGUUUCCUUAUCAUCAUUACUUCAUACCAGAGACUGUGAUUGGGCAAUUGACGUUUUCUGUCUUUGAGCUUAUUAUUUGUUCAUUUUUUAAUGUCUUCCUUUUGUUUGUUUGUUUGUUAAGCUGAAAUCCGUAAGGACAUGAGUGGCCAGUAUCACAAUGCCUUGUACACUGGUGAUGUGGAGGAGAGAAUCAAGAUCCUAAAAACUCUUGGUCAAGGUACAUGUAGUUUCAUUUAACUGGAAUUCCUAUUAUUAGUUUUAAUGAGUUCAAGAUUUUGAUUUUAGAAAUACCCCCCCCCCUCAAAAAAAUAAAAAAUUAAAAUACUUGAACAUCAAAUGAGAUGCUGAGCAUGUUCAUUAUAUUCUCAGGUCAUUAUUAUCUCAUCCCUUUUACCUCCUCUGUUUUGACAUCUUUCUGUAGGAUCACUGGCCUACUUAACUGCAGCCACACAUGGAUUAACAGAGGAAUGUGAGGAAAUCAAAGAAACAUUUGGUCUGGACCCAGAGACUGUAAGUGAAUACUGGAAAUGAUCCUCCUAGUCUUCCUUAAUUGGAACAAAACUGCCAGGACUUUGUUGUUGUUAUGUUGAUGGACUCCAGCUACCUUACGAUUUCUCAAGCUUAAAUUGUUUUUCUUUUCAUUUGACAUUAAUCUUUUCCUAAACAAGUUAAUAAUCAAUUUUUUUUGUUCAGUUGCCUCCUGUUAACCCAAGUGCCAAGCUUUUACAACCACCACUACCAAUUCUACAGAAUGAAGGCAACUGGCCUCUACUUACUGUUGCUAAGACCUUCUUUGAGGGGGCUAUGGCUGCCAAAGGUAAGUUAAACAUAUGCAAAAGGAUAAGGUUUGGAAUUGGCUAAGAUUUCAUAAUUGAUGAUCAGAAAUAAUCAGAUUGACCCACCCAGUCAAUCGUUGAUUAUGAUUUAUUUGGGAAAAUAUCCAUAAGAAUUCCAUUCAGGAUGGCUGCUGUACCGUGUUUUAGAACCUGACAAAACACAUGAAAUGUAUCAGAAAAGGGACUUGUGGAUUUGACCUUGCUUGCCAGAGAGUUCCAGUAGCUGAGUGAUAAGAACGUCUGAUCUAGAACUCGGAGGGUUGUGAGUUUAGUUCUCGCCUGGAGCUUAGAACUUUUUCUGUGCUUUCCGGUCAUCCAUUUCUCUUUGUUCUUUAAUUUUGAGACCAUUAAAAAGACAACACAUGAUUUGCCAACAAUAAUUUUUUUCUUGCUAUACUGGAUUGAACAUUUUCUAUGGUCAAUUACUGCAUAGUGUAAAGAUUUCCAUUGAUGGUCGAUUAUAAUCAGUGAUCAGCAUACCACCACUUAGUGAUAUCCUUGUUACUUGUAUGUUUUGGAUUUUUGCCUUGAUUAUCCACAAUCCUUAGCUCUUAACCCCUUCCUGCUAAAAGUGGCCAAAGUAAACCUCCAGCCAGAGUAAAAAUUUCUAACAAAAACCCCAGUGCUUGAAAGUUUUCUCUGUAACGUCCUAAGAUUUAAAUAUUAUUAUGCAAAUGUUUCACAAAAGAGGUUUAAUUGAAAUAGGAAAACCAUGGGAUUUUGUCGACUGAUUUUAAAUCUUGUGUUCCACCUUUCAAAUUAUUGUAUUUUCUAGAGGGGAGAAAAGUUCAAACCAAUUUUAACUCUUCAUGAGGGGAGUACAGAUUUUCUUUGGAACAAUUUAGUUUCCCACAGCAUCAAAAUAUUUCAAAACUGAAGCACAUAUUUACCCACAAAGGCUAACUAUUUUGACACGGCUGGGCAUAAGAAAGCUGUCUUAGAAAUAAUUGCCAUAAAUGUCUAAAUGCUUAUCUUUAACAUACUUUUAAUGUAACAAACAUAACUUUGUUUGAGAAACAAAUUCCAUGUAGCAGUGGUCAGUGCUAUGGCCUGACUGUUUCUCUGCACAGUGUCCUCAAUUCUAGUACUCGUGGUGUUUACGUCAUCCUCAUUACACCUCUGAAUUCUAACUUUAGCAGGAGAUAGAGCUGCUGCAAUGGUGGCUGCUGACAUUGAUGAGGGAGCAGGAGAAGGCUGGGGAGAAGAUGCUGCACUUGUGAUUGAUGAAGGUACCAGAAAGUCUCACUUUAGAAAAGGUUUUCUUUUAAUCAUUCCAAUUCACUUUGCGUUAUUUCAUAGCUAACAAUUGUUCCUCGAGCCGAAUUUUAAUCAUUCCAAUUCAGGCCAUGAGGGCAAGAGGAAUAUUGUUAUUUUAUAAUAAGUUAGUUAAAGGCAGACUUCCUUUUUGCCGCCAAAAAGACUUGUCUUUAGUGGGCUAUAACAUAUAGCCUUUUCAGUGAGCAAACACAAUGUAACAAGGUCAAGGCUUGGUUGGACAAUUUCCUUCAAAUCACUGUAUUUUGUCAAGCAAAGCUUGAGUCAGUGUCUUUGUUCACAGGAAUGUGGGAAGGGUCUCUUCAAGGGAUUACCUGGAAAAAUUUGCCAAGUUUCUUCUGAAAAACAUUUAGGUUCUCCUUUCAUAUUGCCUUUAUUUGAGAAACAAGAGGAAAAUUUGAAAGCUCCAUGUGCUCUUGAAUCAAGUUUUUUAUCUCUUUGAAUACAGAGGGUGGUUUUGGAGAUGAUGGACUGGAUGGUGAUAUUCUUGGUGGAGAUGAAGAAGGUGGUGGCUGGGAUGUUGGAGAUGAAGAUCUUGUACUUCCUCCUGACUUGGUAAGUCAUUUCAAGAACUUUUAAAUGCUUAGUUAGAUGACAAAUAAUUAUUUCAAUGGUACUGAUACAAGGCUCAUGAGUACGUUUUAAGUGAUUGUUGUGCUGCGUGUAAAAUCCAGCCUCAGGUUCAACCUGUACUCAGCCUAACUUGAUUGAGGAAAAACAGGAAAUCUUCCAGUUUUAGGUUACAAUGGAUUUUACCUACAACAUUAUUGUACCAUUGACUAAUGCUAGAACUUGUUUAAAUGCUGUUCAGUUCAGCUCAGUUCAGCAUGACUUAAUUUUUUCCCUAUUCAAAGUUGCUUAUUGCUUUAGUUUGAAGAGUACACAUUUAGCAAAAAAGCCUGCUCUGUAAUGUUUUUUGAGAAGAAGACUUUAUCUCUGUGAUCUUUAGUCGAUGCUGUGUAAAGUUUAGGAAAAGGCUUGAACUGAUUUUUUUUUAAAAUGUCCUUAUGGUCUACUUUGAUCUGUGAGAGCUUGAAACGUGGUUGAUGGUUACCUAUAUAUAUGGAUUAAAAGGAUAUAUGAGCCUUUGUGUGUAAAGUUUAGCUAAAUCCAAAUAUGAACUUAAAGUGGAUAGCACUAUCCACGCGAUAAAUCGCUAUGCAGUGGAUGAGUAUUUUGAAAUCCAAUUGUGCCAUCCACUGGACAGUAAUUUAGCCAGUGAAUAGCACUGUCCACCCAUUGAAAAACCUGGGCUUGAUGUAUUUUCCCUGUCCUAGGACAUUGGCCCGGCCGCUGGCACUGGAGAUGAGGGCUACUUUGUGCCACCUGUCAAAGGUACCAGCCAGUCUCAGGUGAGUAUUUGUUCUAGUGGUUUCUUCAUUUCUUCUUAAAGCCUGGUUGUUUGUUUCUGCCAUCAUCAUUUUUACCGUCAUUUGUUUACACAGGUGUGGUGCACCAACUCCCAGCUUGCUGUUGACCAUGUUUUGGCUGGAUCAUAUGAGAGUGCCAUGAGAGUGAGUUUUCUCCCUUAGUUUGUUGUAGGUGGUAAAACAAACAGUGCUCAAGGUCAAAAUUAAUUAAAGAUAAUGCAAGAUGUGUUUAUGUAUUUGACAUUUUGUAAAGUACUGAAAAAAUAAUACAUUGCCGAAAAGGUUUCAUUUAAAGGGUAAUACCAUAGGAUUUUGUUGACAAACUCAACCAUAAGACCGUUAUGGCCACAGGGUAAAAAUACUGGUGUCUUAGCUCAGAAUUUACUGCUUUCACAUGGAUUUGUGUGGUGGUCUGAGUGAAGAAGGUUAUUGCAAGGCAGGCAAAAGCACAUGUAUAUUUUAUAGUUAAAAGGCCUGGUACAAAUACUCAGCUUUUACACUGAAACUUAUUUCAAACAAAGAAGGCUUUAAAAAGGCACGGUAGUGAUCUUUAAACCCUCAAAUGAUAUGUUAUGGAGUGAAUUGCGAAAAUCACGUGCUGUUAAUGCGAGUCGUCACAGUUUCCAGUUUAAUUUUGAUAAACUGGUUCAAGUUCCUAGGCUCGCUACAUGAACAAAAGUCUUACUCACCUGGUUUGUUUUCUUAUAACAUACUGGGUCUUCAGACUUAAACAUCAAUUCUUUUAAAGUUAAACUACCCUGUUAUGUGUUUCACUCAUAUGCCCAUUGGUAGGGAAACACUGUUGCAUUCGAUAUCCCAUGGCAGUGAUUUGGGAAUAGUUUAAACUCUGUCAGGCAUGCAAGUGUUCAAAGGCGAAAUUUAUCCAAAGUCCUAAAUUGUUUUAAAACAGUAAUUCAAAAGGUGUUUCGGCCACCGACUCAAAAGUCAAAACAACAUAAAUUUACAUCUCCAUGUUGACCCUGGGAGUGUGAUGUAAAAUAAUUGAAGGUAAACACGUGCGCAAAUUAUGCUGACCACAGUUGUGUUUUCCUUUCAUGCAGCUUCUACAUGACCAAGUUGGUGUGGUUUUAUUUGAACCUUAUAAGCCGCUUUUCAUGCUGGCUUUUGGUCGUGGGAGAACAGCUCUUCCAGCCAACCCUGGAGGCCCACCAUUGUUAGGGCAUCCUCACAGAAACUGGUAAGAUGUUGGGUCUAAUUUCUUUUGUUAAAUCUAAAUUGCAUUUUUGUAUUUUUGAUUGUACAGUGCGACUACUGUAACUGGAACCACUUAAACAAGGUUGACCAGUGAGAUUACAGGAAAUAACAAUACAUUCCGAGAAAGUUGGUUGUGGGCCAAUUAGCAACUCCUAAAAAAAAACAAUAAGUUACUUGACGCUCAACAUUUCAAUGUUGAUAGCAAAUGUUUUCAAGAAAGAAAAAUGUUUCAACAGGCAAUGUUUUUCUAUUCUAAACUUUACAUACAACCUCGUGGACACAUAUUUGUUUGACACAAGCUGUUGUUUAUCUACCAGCAAUUUCUUCACUACAAUUGCCACUCUUUGCAAUAACAUGCUCCUUUAAGCCAACAAUAUAGCUAACAUUUAUGCUUUUUGCUUCUGUCAUUCACUCUAACGGACCUCUCAGGAAUCACAGGCUUUCUUCAGUGGGUUCAAAGGUCACAUCUUCAGGUUGUAAUAAUUACAACCAAUCAACAAUUAUUGGUUGAUUUCGACCCAUGUUGUUGAUUUCAUAUCAUGGUGAUAAUAUUAUGAUUGACAACUAACUUUCUUGGAAUGUAUUGUUAUUUUCCUGUAAUCUGAUUGGUCAACUUUGUCAAAGUAACCUUGGUUAUAGUAGUCGCACUGUAAAGUAAGAAAGUCCAAAAUCAUUCUGCUAUUAUUUGGUUUAGGAGUGAAAGUCUGUGGGUUUCUAUUAUUGUGAAACGCUGUUAUUGCACCCAAGUAGAUGCCAAUGCUAAACAAGAAGAACAAAAUAAGAACAUAAAAAUUCUCACAGAGCCUGUAAAAAAGUAUACUCUGUUUGCUUUCAAAACCCAAACUAGGCAGCUGCGAGGUUACUUUUGAGAAUGAAUUUUACAUACGUUGCUUAGGUCUAAAUUCAGAGCUUAGUGUCUAAAAGGUUUUACUCACCAUUAAUUGAUUUUGUCUAUGUAGGAGAGAGGCUGGAGCCAAAGGUGGCCUACCAGCAGUAGGCCUGAAGCUAAACACACUUGUGCAGAGAUUACAGGUUAGUUCUUCCCAUUUUUACAAAAUUCGUGACUCUCUACAUCCCAGGUCACGGAUAGUCUCCUAGACAGCUGUUUUUUCUGUUGUAUGAGAAUCUAAUGUCAUAUAAUUUCAGUGAAAUGCAUGUUCUGAAAAAAGUAUGAAUUCUAAACUAAAGCUUCAUAGCAAAGGAUUCUAUUAACAAAUUUUUGGGGCCAUACCUGUGCUUGAAUUUCUCCAGAUGCUUGCUUUAGAUUUUCUACAUAUUUGUUUGCAAUUUUCCCGGGAAAUUUUAGUUGGCAGCCAGAAAAAUUUUUACAGACAAAUGCAUAGAAAAUUUUAAAAAGUGGCUCUAAAGCAUGCAGGUGCACGUAACACCCUAAACAUUUUUCAGCAGAAUCCAUAGGAGUGAGGCUAAAGUAUACAGUUCAUAUUUUUUUCAGAACAGCUGUUUUACGGAAAUUAUUCAAGACUAGAUUCUCAUGAAAACACUGUAAUUUCUCACGUGGUUGCCUGCUUGUCACGAUGGCUUCUGAAACGUGACAAGGUCUAUUUAGGACUUGACACGGUUACUAACUGCCGAAUCAACCCUUUUUGUUUCUAACAGGCUGCCUAUCAACUGACAACAGGUGGAAAGUUUCAGGAAGCAGUCCAAAAGUUCCAUGCAAUUUUGUUGAGCAUCACACUUCUGGUUGUUGACAGCAAACAGGAGAUCAGUGAAGCUCAGCAGUUGUUAGGAAUCUGCCGUGAGUAUAUUGUUGGACUACAGAUGGAAGUCAAUAGAAAGGAACUGCCUAAGGUGAGCACUGAGAAACUCUUUGAUCAAAAAAUCCUGUGACAGUAUUCUGAAAGGUCAUGGGUGUGAUUCUCAUUUGGAAUUUUCUUUUUCUAGUUAGCCUGUGAUUUAUUAUUUUUCUAUUGUGUGAUUACGUGGACUUGUAAUAGGCACAUAAGAAACUAUGAAACAGAUUCUUAUUAUUGUGGAAGAAGUGGAAACACUUGAAAUCACUGACAGUCUUUGAAAUGAUUACCUAAUUGCUACACCCUAUAGAAUCUCAUUAACUUGAAUCCCAAUAUUUAAAACUAAUUUAACUUUUCCUUUUGCUCAAUUUGCAGUAAAAUAUCACUUUUCAACCUGCUAACUAGAAUCCCCUGCUGACUCACUCUAUUUUUCCCCUUUGGGAAUUCACAGCCUCUCAGGCACUAACAUCAAAGUUUGCAUAUAUUAAAACAUCUCUCUCUUUUCCACAGUCCACCCUUGAAGAACAGAAAAGGAUAUGUGAGGUUCGUCUUUACUAAUGUUACAAAUAAUUAUUUUUAAGGAAUAAAACAGUUUUCCUGAAUAUAAGUUUUGAGGGCAGUACCAUGUACUUGGAAAUUUUCAUUUCUGCUCUUAGAGAAUGACAUGAUUCUGCCUCCAAAACCUCUGCAAUUUUUAGAGAUUGGCAUUUUAUGAAACCCACCAAAUUUCUCAAAAAAAAAACUGGGGAAAAAGUAUGUGAUAGGAGAUGUUAGAAUAUAUAAUUAUGUGAUAGGCUGAUUAUUGAUAUUGAUGUAGCCUAUGUGACACUUGUUUAUGAUAUCUACGCAUGAUCCUUGAAGUUAGAGCCUUGUAAUGUAGAAUCAUUCUAGCUAAGAGCCUUGAUUAAAGAGCGUUUCACCGACUCCUGAAGAGUCUUGUGUGUCUGUUGUUAGUAGACCAAACACCCAGGAAAGUCUUUAAGAGGCAGCUGCUGGCUUAUUUCACCAGGUGAAAAGGAGCCUGGAAAAGGUGUAAUUGAGUGAAAACACCGGCCUGACUAAUAAAAAAGGCCUGCUUAGCUUUUCCUUAGCUACAUCCUUGAGUGCCACUUGUUACUGUAGGAUCCUCACUGUAGGAACAAUGGCAAAUCAUAUUCUACUUUGGUUUCACAAUGACAGCUGACCAUGAUGUUAUAUAAAAUUUGUUGCAGAUGGCUGCUUAUUUCACCCAUUGUAAUCUUCAGCCAGUUCAUCAAAUCCUUACCCUCAGAACUGCUGUCAAUCUUUUUUCAAGGUUUGAACCUCUCUCCUGACUACUCUCUUUUGUUUAUUUGUUUAGUUAUAUGUUUAUGUCUAUUGUAUGUUUAUUUAUGCUUUUUUUUUAUAGCUGUGUCCUUUUUUGUGGGCUCCUUACUUGCGUUGUAUAUGGAAUGUACAUGUAGCCUUUUCUUUUUUUCCAUGCAAGCACUCCACCAGAUUGAAUUAAAACAAUGCAUUAUUUGUUCACUCUUAUUGGAUAAACACUUCAUCAUUAAUUAUUCUUUUUUCUUUAUUACAAUAAUAACAAUAUUAUUAUCACACAAUAAUUUUUGUACUAAAAAAUAAAUAUUAUGUAUUGAUGUUGUUAUUAUUAUUAUUUUAUAGAUGAAGUUCACAAUGUUACUCUUUGCUUUAGAUUGACAUGUAUUAAACUUGUACAGGACACCUUAGAAAAAUCUUGGCAUUUUGAUAUAUUUAAUGAUUUAUUAGUUUUACUUUUAUUUCUUGUUUAUAUUCUAUAUUAUUGCUUGAUGUUGGACCUAUCAAUGCAAUGGAAAUUAUAAGUAAUAAUGUAUUAUGUGAUUACCUGUAAUCAUCUAGUAGCACAUAAAUAUAAGGAAAAUGUUGUGAGAUGUUCUCCUUGGUGGUAUUUCCAACUCUGAUGCAUUAAGUUAUCAGACUUGUUACAUUAUAUCAUUCUAUAUUUUGCAGCUUAAGAACUUCAAGACAGCUGCUUCAUUUGCACGCCGGCUGUUGGAACUUGGACCACGCCCUGAUGUGGCAACCCAGGUAAGUUGAGUACUAUUUAAAUGUGCAAGUGAUGCAUAGAUGUAAAUAGUUCAUUGCAUUUGUUGUUAAGAGUUAGCUGGAAUGCAAUAUUAUUGCCUUUGAAAGUAGCAAUGGAGCCUUUUCACAUAAUGUCAUGUCAGCCAUGUUGGUGUCCCAGAAAAAUAAAAGGGCAGCCAUGUUGGUGUCCCAAACUAAUCCUAUUGGAGUGGAACUAUUUUCUUUUGUAAACACUUUCUGUGGUCACAAUAAAUAAAUAAAUUUGCAUACGUACUGGCCCAGGAAUGAAAACACUCCAUAAGCUACAGUAUUAUAGGGUAUGUGACAUCACUUUAAAGCUGCAAAGUGUAUAAAUGGUGUUGUACUCUUUUGAAAACACUUUAUUACAGUGCCCUUUAAACUUGUGCAGUUGUUGUUUUUGAGAAUUUAUAUUGUUAAAGCAGUAUUAAAAGACUUUUAGAUUUGUACAAAAUAUUAAUCUUGCAUAGUUUGUCAGCUAUUAAAAAUGAUUUGUUGUUGUUAUAGAUUCGCAAGAUCCUCCAAGCCUGUGACAAGAAUCCAACUGAUGCACAUGUACUUCAGUAUGAUGAACACAACCCAUUCACAAUCUGUGGAUCCUCUUACAAACCUCUUUACAGGUGUGUUUGAAACUUUUUUGUUAAUCUUGUUUUGGUGCACAAAAGUUGAUUAGCCUUUAACCAACAAGAGGCAGGGUGCAAAGAAAGUCUGUUUUACAGCCUGCCAUUCAGGCAAGCUGUAGCUAGCAUGUACUAGCCCACAAGUCAUUUCAACUAGCCCCAAACCCCCAUUUUUGAUUAGCAGGAUUGAUAACAAUCCUUUCUAAUUUGAAUUUCCCCCCAAAACAGCACUUGCCCGUUGGCCAGGUAAAGAACAAACAUCACUAACCCGAUAGCAAAAUCCGCUAGUCCCAGGCUAUCAGACACAACUUUCUUUGCAUGCUGAAGAGAUUUAUAAUCAAAAUGCGAAUCAAAAUGCAAAUGUCGUUUUUGAAAUGCAAAGAAGCAAAAUAAUUAUAAUACUAUACAAAAGUACUACCAGCACGAAGAGGUUGAUUUAAAUUAAGGGUUCUCAAUGUAAUGCAGGAGGACUUCAGUGUGAUGAGCACAGCCCUUUCACAAUCAGUGGAUUCGGCUCUUAGAGAUUACAUAACAUUUUGAGCAACCAGAGAUUGAAUUAAUUUUAGUCCUGAGGAUGACACCCUCAUUUGCCCAGUGUAUUUUGUAUUUCUUUGUCUUUAUCAAACAAAUGUGUUGAGAAACAAUUACGGCAGAUGCAUUUUCCCACUUAAAAUUACCUUCAGUGAGAAGACUAUGCUUCAGUGACAACUAGAUGUCAAUAUUUUCGCAGGUCGCUGGAGCUUCUAGCAAACCCUUUUGAAUGGUCACACCACAGAAAAUUGUUCCCCAACUCUAUCCAGAACUAUCACUUCUCAGUCUUCACUUAUGUCAGACUAUUAAAGCACUGAACAGGUUGAGGUGCUGGUCAACAUCUAUAGAGAGAAGGGUGUGAUAUCACACUACCAUGGUAGCAAAAUGUCUGGAUCUUAACAGUCUUUGUUGAUGGAGAAGGCCAUUUGCAUUUUCAAAUGAUGCAAGAAAAGUAUGGGCUACUGUUUUGUUCCUGAGUGCAAUCAUACACAGGAAAGUCACAAAUGUCAAUUUUUUUCGUUUUUUUUUUUUUUUUUGCUGCCAUAUUUGCCGGAGCUCAGUUUGUUAAGAUCCAGAAAUUUUGAUACCAUGGCUUUUCUCUAGUGGAGGGGUGACAGGUGUGAACAACAUAUUUCUCUUUGAAUUCUCAAAAACCAGCUUUUGUUUGUCUAUUCAGGGGCAAGCCGCAGGAGAAAUGUCCUCUCUGUCAAGCUUCAUACUGUCCAGAAUUCAAAGGAACCAUCUGCUCUGUUUGUAAGGUAGCAGAGGUCGGUAAAGAUGCUAUUGGUCUCAGAGUGAGCCCACUGCAGUUCAGAUGAAGUUGUUGAGGAGAACUUAGGCCCAAUACUUUAAAUUACCAGAAGUGCUUAAUUUGAUGUUUAAAGAGCAAAGCUGUUAGUCAGCGUCCAUCAAGAUGUGGGGACAUCUGCAUAUGGAGAACUCUUCCUUCCUUUUAUAUCAAACUAAAGAAAAAAGGGAAAUACCGUAUGUUUCUUUUCUCCAGGGUGGAGGAAACAUAUUUGUUAACUAAGUAAAAAAAACUGUUAUAAAAUUUAUGAGACACAACUAAGCAGGGCAAGAGUGAAACUGCCAAAUAAUGCAAAAGCUUGCCUUGUUUGCAACUUUCAUUCUUCUCUUUAGUUGAUUUUCAUUGUUUUGCAUUUUUCAAGUCUAAUCGUACGUAAACAAAUAAUAAUAGAUACACUUUUAAAUAUUUCUUUGGUAGUCCUUGUUUUGAAACAACCUUGCUGUUGAGUGGUGUCGAUCUGAUAAAGUCUUUCUGAUGGAGAAUUAUAAUCACAAUAAUUUCAACUUGUGGUCUAAUAUCCCCUGUCUCCAAAUAUGUGCCAAGUGGCAUUAAAUCUUACACAGCUAUUACUCUGUUCAUACCAUCAAAACUAAUAACCAUUACAUGAAAGGUACCAAAAAUAUAAUAUUUCCAAGUCAAAACAAAAUACUGCAAAGCCAUUUCGUAGUUGUUUCAAGCCUUUGUUUGAAACAAGUGUGGAGCUGCAUUUUUAAAAAAUGUGGGGUUUUGGAUCAGAAAUGGCCUAUAUCUAGUUAGUAGCAUAGCAGUAUGUGUUGCAUGUUCCUAAUUAUAGAAAUAAUGAUAUAAUGUGAUCAGAAUAAU
Porites lobata is the source of this 28698-nucleotide messenger RNA. Lineage: Eukaryota; Metazoa; Cnidaria; Anthozoa; Scleractinia; Poritidae. The record is from the annotation of a GenBank genome assembly.